GCUGCUGCUGCUACCGCCGCCGUUACCGCCGCCGCCGCCGGUCGGGCGAUGCCGAAGCCGCCGUUACUGCUGCGGGGGAGCCGCCCCGGGGACAGCGAGCUGGGGCGGCAGUUCCGGGACUGGUGCCUGCGCACCUACGGGGACUCGGCCAAAACCAAGACGGUGACCCGGAGCAAGUACCAGCGCAUCGCCGAGGUGCUGCAGGGGGGAACCGGCUCCGGCGGCGGCUCCGGCGGGGGGGAGAAAGGCAAGUUCCAGUUCUGGGUCCGGUCCAAGGGCUUCCGCCUGGGAAACGGCACCAGGGAGGCGACGAAGAUGGGUCAAGUGGUGGUAUAUGUGCCGGUGAAAACGGGAACGGGGGCAGAUGGACUGUCGGAGCCCGAGGGCAUCUCUCUGAAACGCGUGGCUGUGGUGGAAGAUUUCUUUGACAUCAUCUACUCGAUGCAUGUGGAAAGCUCGUCGGAGCCGGGCAAAGCACCCAAACAUGCCGGGCAGAAGAAAACCUACCGAGCGAUUGCAGAGACCUAUGCUUUCCUCCCGAGAGAGGCUGUGACCAGGUUCCUGAUGAGUUGCACUGAGUGCCAGAAGAGGAUGCAUUUCAACUCCAACGGCCUGGAGCCCAAAGAGAGCGAGCCACCUUCCUCCUUGGUUUCUGGGAUCAUUGACUACAACAUGCCCCUCACCUCCACCUACCUGAAGCAGAUGAAGCUGCGGGUGAUGAAUUCCCAGGAGCAGGAUGAGACGUCGGUGAGCAGCGAGGACUUUGAUAUGAACGACUCCACAUGGAUCUCAGCUGACCAGCACCUGAACUCCAGCCUGAGCCCCAGCCAGGACGAGAGCAUGCGCAGCCCGCAGAACCUGCACAGCCACGAGGACGAUGACUCCUCGUCAGAGAGCUGCAGCGGGAAUGGCUCCUCCACCCUGAACCCCUCCACCUCCAGCAGCACGCAGGGCGACAGCGCCUUCCCCGAAAUGAACGGCAAUGGCACCGCAGCCCCCAUGGACUUCACUGCCUCUGCUGAGGACCAGCCCAUCAACCUCUGUGACAAGCUCACCCCUGCCCACAUCACCCCCUCCUACCAGUCUGACAGCUGCAGUGCCGACGGGUUGCGCAGCAGGGUCAAGUACGGGGUGAAGACCACAGCAGAGUCCCCGCCGUACAGCUCUGGCAGCUAUGACUCCAUCAAGACAGAGGUGAGCGGCUGCCCCGAGGACCUGACUGUCGGCAGGGCCCCCACAGCUGAUGAAGAUGAUGAUGACCAUGAUGACCAUGAAGACAAUGAUAAGAUCAAUGACUCGGAGGGGAUGGACCCAGAGAGGCUAAAGGCCUUCAAUAUGUUCGUGCGCCUUUUUGUGGACGAGAACCUGGACAGGAUGGUUCCCAUCUCCAAGCAGCCCAAGGAGAAGAUCCAGGCCAUCAUCGAGUCCUGCAGCCGGCAGUUCCCCGAGUUCCAGGAGCGGGCGCGCAAGCGCAUCCGCACCUACCUCAAGUCCUGCCGCCGCAUGAAGAAGAACGGGAUGGAGAUGACCAGGCCCACGCCGCCCCACCUGACCUCAGCCAUGGCAGAGAACAUCCUGGCCGCCGCCUGUGAGAGCGAAACGCGGAAAGCAGCCAAGAGGAUGCGGCUGGAGAUCUACCAGACCUCGCAGGACGAACCGAUCGCCCUAGACAAGCAGCACUCCAGAGACUCCACAGCCAUCACCCACUCCUCCUACUCACUGCCAGCUUCAUCUUACUCCCAAGACCCAGUCUACAUCAAUGGAAGCCUGAACUACAGCUACCGUGGCUACGGGUCCCUGGGGGGCAGCCUGCAGCCCCCCACAUCCCUCCAGACGGGCAACCACAGUAAUGGUCCGACGGAUCUCAGCAUGAAAGGUGGGGCCUCCAGCACAGCUGCGUCCAACAGCACCAGCCGGGGCAUGCAGGCGGCGCAGCUCAGCCCCACGGAGAUCAGCGCCGUGCGGCAGCUCAUCGCCGGCUACCGGGAGUCGGCGGCGUUCCUGCUCCGCUCUGCAGACGAACUGGAAAACCUCAUUUUACAGCAGAACUGACUCCCCGUGUCCUCAUCGCUCCUCGGUCGACGAGACAAUUUGUACCUGCUAGAGAGAGGCUCCCAGCGGUGUCCUGCUCAGGACCAGCAUCGUCCUCCCGCCGCGUGGUGGGCACACGUAGUUUUAGAAGGUGGGAUCCUAAAGACCUGUUUUCUUUUACACUCCAAGCACCUGGGACUUCAGGCACAAGGACAUGUUUUGGAACCGUACCAACAGCCGUGCCUCCAGCCGACCAGAAGCCAACCCUGCAGCUUGGAAGGAUGUGGGACUUUGAAGGGCAGAAGGGAGCCUGGGGAGGUUUGGGGCUGCAGAUGUAUUUAGAAUAACCUUUGUGGACCCAAAUGUUAGAUUCCCAUCCCUGGAUAAUUUCCAAGUCUUAGGUGAGCUGAAUCACAUAUUUAUUGAGAAAUGGACCCUCCUCUCCCCUUAGUAAUUUAUUUUUCUGAAAAUGGAUUCUUUUGAGUUUGUACAGAUUGCCAGUUUUUUGUCUGUCUGAUCAGAAGGAAUUUAUUCCUGUGAAAUAACACAUUCCAUAUCACUACACUACUAAUUUCCAGGCAGCUCUGCCUGUUUCUCUGGUGAACCCUUGUCCCACAGGGAGCAAGUUUGCCAUCCAGCCCUUGACAUCGAGGCUGCUCAGCCUCCAGUGAGCGUAGGUGGGAGCUGAACAGCAGCGCAAGCGUCCUGCUUAGGCCUUUGUUCUAAGAGGUCCCGUAGCAGCAGUGGGGUCUGAACCUCCCGCAGAGACUCGGCAAGCUCAGCAGACCUCCGGCUGGAAGGACAUCUCACACUCAUUAAACUCAUUGCAGAUAAGAGAAGGAAGGAAGAAAGGAAGGAGAUACCUGAGAAACACUGUCUUGCGGUCACCAUCCGUACUCUACCUCACACUCCAUUGUGGGCUUCUUCCAGGACUGGCAGCGCCGGUGCUGGGGGUCAGCGGGUGCUGCAGACAUGGGGAUCGUGCCGAGGAGGCUGGAACCUCCGGCUGGGUCCGGCUGCGCCCGGCCGUGCUCCGCUCCGUCUGCAGCCAGCGCCGGGGAGCGCGGGGCCGAACCGCCCGGUGCCGCGGGUGUGAGGCUGGGCAGCCCCAGGGCUCAGCCCAGAGCUCAGCUGGAGUGGUGACCGCCCGCUUCUAGGCAGCAUUGAGCAGCAGAACUGACAAAGUCCUCUCCGGGGCCCAGGAUCCUUCCCCCUCCCUGCUCACAGUCCUGGAACAAGCCCACGGUUCCCAAAGUGUGGAAGAACCGUAGUCCAAUGACCAUUCUGCCCUGUUUCCACCCCCCCACGACGAUGCACUUCGUUUUGCUCAGUGCAAUACCUACUGCCAGUGCUGCUAACCCAGGAACCUCGCUCCGGCCAGGGGUGCUGAGCCCAGCCCAGCCUUGCAACGUGCUCUGGAGCUGUGCAGAGACCAGCGAGGGUCCCGCUGCUCCCUGUCCCCCGCAGCCCCCCCAACCUGGCUGAAGUCCACACCAUGAGAUAGAAAUCUGAUAAGUGUAAAGCUGUUUUGUAGGUAGGAACUUUCUUGGUUUGGAGUCAGUUUUUAUCUUAUUUUUUGGCCACUUGGAGCCAGCGGCCGGGGGCUGCAGCUCCAGGGGUCAAUGCUGGUGGCACAGGCUUGAGCAGCCGCUGGUCCGGCCAGGAGUGGGCCCGGGCAGUUCCCCUGUACCCUCUGUACCCUAUGAUGAUCCACACACUGGAAGAAAAAUAAAACUUUACCCUGCUGUUAGUCUCAGAACAGAAAAAGCUGCUGGCUCCUGAGGCAAGGUGUGCCUGGCCCCACAGCAGAAGGGAUCAACAUUGCAUUGACUGUUUUCCCCAAACCUUAAACUUUCCGUAGCAUUUGGAGAAAAGGGACCCAGCCCCUCGCCGCGGGGUGCAGCUGAGGGAUCAGUGCAGAGACAAGGUGAUGGUGGCUCUUAGACCUGACCCGAUGCUGGAGCCUGGAGCAUCGUGGCCACCCCCAUCCCCUCCUGCCGAGCGUGGGGAGGGUGCCCUGGGCACGCCAGCCCCCAGCCAGGGCUCAGACUCAACGCUUUCCCCAGCACUUCAGAAGCCUGCUUGGUUUGUCCACUGCAUCCUCCCAUACUUGGAAUUUAUGUAAAUAUUUAUUUUUGUGUGAAUACCAUGAAGUAACAAACCUUUGACAAAAUCUGUAACUGCAGCCAUUUGUGAAAGUCUUACCGUUCAGGCAGGAGAGGCAGAGACAAUCGCUGUCCCGGGAUUCUCCCUCUCCGUGGUCCCCCAGCCACGCCGGUGCCUCCCUCCUCGGCAGAGGCAGAGGAACCUUUAGCCAUAAGUUUGCCAUCAGUUUGUACUGAAACAGAGGUAACCCGGGGGCACAUGGACAGACCACCAACAGCCACAGUUGGGUUAAGUUUUAUUUAUCCAAGUCAUUCCUGAUCACCUCUGAACCUGUCUCGGCACACGUGGAAGUUCAGGAGCUCUCACUCGUGGUCAAACUGCUGUAGAGGACACCGAGGCCGCGUCGUGAGGAGGGUGCCCAACACCACCCUGUCCCAGCACCUGAUUCAUACCUGCAGCUGAAUGGUACAGACUCAGAUUCCCAAAGCCCUGGUGACAGCCACAUCUGGGACAAGUUUUAAAACAAACGGGAUUGACUCCGAAUUUCUGUCAGGGAUCUUUUUAUUUUUCUUUCCCCUUCUUUUUUUUUUCUCUUCUUUUUUUUUUUUUAAUUUUUUUUUUUGGUGAGCCACAGCGUUCUGGUUCCUUUGGCAUGAGCUCCACAGACAUCUCCAUGCUCUGCAGCUGCUCCGUGCUCCACCGUGGCUCUCCCUGUGCUCCAGGACUGUUCACAGCCACAUUCCUGCGCUCUCACUGGGCAGGACGGGGUCAGGAAUUGCUAGUCCAGGUUCUCAUCAAGAAGGAACGAGCAGGAGCAGAAUACACCGGCUUUCCAGAUAUCUGAGAGGUGGAAGGAGAAUGCUGGGUUAGCAAAUGGUCUGGAUGGUCUUGGGUUUGGUUAAGAAAAGCUGAUCACUGGUCGAAAAAAAGAGAUUUUUUUUUUUUUUUUUUUAAA
This is a messenger RNA of Melospiza georgiana, 5092 nucleotides long. It is a transcript of the gene NOL4L, whose product is annotated as nucleolar protein 4 like. The transcript has 11 exons. The coding region runs from base 49 to 2052 and encodes 667 amino acids. NCBI's taxonomy places the organism in Eukaryota, Metazoa, Chordata, Aves, Passeriformes, Passerellidae. The record is from RefSeq and is a predicted model, not a curated record.